CCCCUUACUUGUAGAGACUGACACAAAAGCAGCACAGGGCCAAGAUCUUACGCCCUGGUAAGUCCCUGAGAAAUUCUUCUGCACGAGGAGAGGAAACAGUUGUCGGAGUCCACUGCAGCAGCUCAUGCUUUGUCUGCUGGCUUCUGGGCUUGCUGUGGUCUGUCAGCCAGCAUGUCACUUUCAGCACUCUGCAGCAUUUUAAUGCAUCAAUGUCAUGCAUGAAACGCACAGUCCCAUCACACACUGGUGCAAGCUAAUCCCCCAGGACCUCUGGCCCACAGCUUACUGCUGAUUAACUCCAGUGACUUCCUUUUCAUUCUUUCUUAGUCGAGGCCCAUGUCAUUACAUUUCCCAAGAACGGAAUGAGGCUGAAAUGCUUUAAUUACUCAGAUGGUCUGAUUUUGUCUUUUCAAAUGUAGCCCAAUGCUCACACUUUUGCCAUCUUCAGAAACAGCUUCUGUACACAGAUACUUCAUGAAAACACUUCUGACACAGAGUACUUUUCAGCCAGUACCCCAGGAUGUGCUGAUGCAGGUGCAAAAGCUUUAACCCAUCUCUUUGGAAACUGUUGUUUAACUGUAUUCUGUGUAAGAUACUUUAGGAGCAGAGAGCACUUCAGUAGCAUCACAUUACAUGACUUACUGCUUUCCCAAAUACAGAUCAGAAAUGCUGUGAUUGCAGCUGAGUUGGCUACAGCACUGUUAGUGAUGCCCCCAGUAAUGGCCCAGUGCUGAUGCCAGGAUUUGUCCCCUCAUGUGUGCCUCAGCCCUGUAUUUUUCUGAUGGCUUGCCUUUGUUGCAUCGUUUUCCCCAUCCAUCCUAACUUCCAACACACAUUUGCUAUGGGUUUCUUGUUUGUUACAUAUUACAGCUGCAUUCACUUUCUGCUAGAGCCAGGUAAUUGCCAGCCCAGCUAGCCCUCUUGCUCAGCUGGGGAAUGGUAGCUUUCAGCAAUUUAUAUUCUCUGCCUUGGCUAGAAUUGUCCCCUUUUGGCUUGGAGUUGGUUCUGACUUAGCAGAGGUCUUCUUCUGCAAGCUGGCAAUAUAUGCCGCUGCUGGUUUCCAGCCAGUGACCCACUCUGUCCAGAGGAGCUCUAGCCCAUUUUCCAUGAAAGAUGCAACGCCUUUUACCCUCAGGGAAAGCAGGGCACCUGCAGCUAUGCUGCCCCUCCAUCUUCACUCCCAAGGAACUCUUGACUGGAAUGGCCUCUAGGCUCAGGGUUGCCCAAGAACUCCAAGUGUCAGAAGUUUGUGUGUGUACAGAGUGGGACAGUCUGAUCUGAUUCAGGUCCUGUGAAAACAGGAUGUCAAGAGCUCUCCGGCACUUUCUGUAAAUUAGCAGCCUGCUACUGAAGCCAGACCCACAUGAGAAGCCAUAAUGGUUCAGCAGGCUUGCAGUGUGCCCCCAGUACCUGCUGUCUCUGCCUGGCCCGCUGCUGAGCAGUUAGCAGUCUGCGCCAAGCGAGGUGCAGCACACAGUGCUUCGUAGCCAGCUGGUUACUGGAGGAUGCAAAGGGAGCUGGCAGUAGGGGAGUAGUUUGGGAAAUAUGGGGAAGAGCAGGGAGACCUGGGGUUUUGUAGUGGAAAAGAAAGAAGGGGAGGGACAGAACAUAUGUAUUAGUAGAAAAUCAGCUUUGCUCCUUUGCCUGUUUGUGCAACAUCUCAUUAAAAUUAGAAGAUUAUCCACUACAAUUUUGGACGUUCCCAAGCAGAGUCAGAGAGCGGUGCUCCACACAGUACCCGGCUCCAGCCCCACAGGUCAGGCUCUACUGAGCAAAUGUUUUGGCUUGCAAGCUGUCGGGAAUGACCUAGUGUGAGUUCAGAGAGGUGUCAUAGGGCUUUCCUACUUUUCAUGCCCAUGUGGCAUAAGAGGCCAAUAGCAUCAUGGGCAGCAUUAGGAAGAGCGUUGGCGCAGACACAUCUGGAGCACUGUUUUCAGUUCUGGGCUCUCCAGUGAAGAAGUACACAGACAUACUGCAGCAAUUCCAGUGAAGAGCCGCUAAGGUGAUGGAGGGUUUGCAACAUCCAACAUAUGAGGAGAGGCUAGCAGAGCUGUAAGGAAACUGGAGAAGGCUCAGGGGGGAUCUUAUUGAUGCAUAUAAAUAUCUGAUGGGAAGGUGUAGAGAAGUUGGAGCCAGACACGUCUCAGCAGGACAAGAGGCGAUGGGCACAUACUGGAAUACAGGAAAUUCUGUUUAGACAUAAGAAAAAGCUUUUUAACUGAGAGAGUAGCUGAAGGCUGGAACAGAUUGCCCAGAGAGGUUGUGGAGCCUCCAUCCUUGGAGUUAUUCAAAACCCAACUGGACACAACCCUGAGCAACCUGUUCUAACAGACUCUUCUUUGAGCAGGGAGGUUGGACUAGAUCAUCUCCAGAAGUGCCUGCCAGCCUCAGCGAGUCUAUGAUUUCACCAAGUCUCUGUGCACUUUUGCCUUUGGCAGAACUGCCUGUGCUCCACAGAAGACAUUUCUGUAGUUCAACAUGGUGUCUCAGUUACAGGGGCUGAGCUCUGUCAUGUCUUGCACUCCAUUAGUAUCCUCCUGUUAAGCACAAAUGGGAAGGUGCUCAUGCAGACAUGCUGCAGCUGGCAUUUGCAAGCACUGCCCUGGAUGGUUGGUCUUCUGAAAAUGUGAAACACAGCUGUGGUACAUGGAUUCUCAGCCCAUGUACCAGCAGCCCAUGUACCAUGUCGCAGCAGUAACCUGGGUUCCCAUUAUUUUGAAAGGGAUGUUUUGCUGUAUUUUUUGUUCUAGAAUAAAUAUAAGUUCACAGAGCCACCAAACGGUGGGAUGUUUGUUACUCAUGAGAAUGAAAUUGCUAAACGUAACAUAUGGAUAUGGCAGAAGGUGACCAGGCAUUUCUCCUUGACGCCUAUCACUUUGUUUCCCACCAGUCCUGGUCAGAGACUCAACAACACACUAUUUGUGGGGGAAGGUUAGGAAGGACCAGCCGUGGUUUGGUUCUUUCUCUUGAACUGCAAGUUGCUUACAGGAUGCUGCUUUUCUGCUUACUGUGAAUGACUCUGUGACCUGCUUUUUGUUUUAAUGCUGUCUGGCUGUGACUCUGGAGAACCACAUUGCAGGAACGGGUAAAAUGAAUGAGGAAACUGCCGUGCCAGGGAAGCAGGCAGGGGACGUUAGACUGAGAGGAAGGCGGAGGACGUGACACGUGAGGGCAUCCCAGUGUGUUCUGAGGCAUCCCAGCUAAUGCUGGGGUACCUGCUUUUCUAGUUCCAGGUUCAAGUGGGAAUCUGAAGUUGCCUAGGGAAAGUGCCUCUGUUUGUAACUGCAGUAUGACAUCAGGACAGAUGGCUUGGAUAGGUCCAUCUUCAUUUUGUCCCUUCAGCUUGGUGUUUAAGGGGGCAGCCUUGUGAAAAUGGGGACGGCAUAAACCAUAGAUGAAAACCAGCUUCCUGUUACAGGAGUUAGGGCCCAUAGGAAAAAGGAUUUCUGAGAUGGACAUCCUGGGAGCAGGGAAGCAUACGUGGCAGCAGCGAGACCUCAUAGUUGAAUUUGGCAAGUGUUCCCCUCCUGGUUUCUCCACGCAUAUGCCUUGCUCUGUCCUUACUUAUUGCUGCUGUGCUGCACCCUACAACACUGGUGCUGACUGGUAGAAGGAGUGGACACAUGAUUCUGACUGCUCGCAUGAAAACAAGUGUCUUUUUUUUUUCUUUUCCAGCCAAUCCCUUGGGUAUUCUCAUAGCAAACGUGCUGUCACCUGCACUAGUUCCAGAAGGAAAGCACAUUCCACUGAUGCUGGGUGUUUAUGCCAUCCCAGCAGUAACAGCCUGUGCUCUAGCAACCACUGGGAUUCACGAGAAGGUUCCUCCAACACCUCCUUCUGCCAGUGCCACUAACUCCACCUCCCAGCCAUUCCUCACAGGGCUUAAAAUGCUCCUGAGAAACAAGUCAUACAUCAUCCUGGCUGUGUGCUUUGGAGGAGGAAUUGGGAUGUUCACCUGCUUUUCAUCUCUGCUGGAACAGAUCCUCUGCGAAAAAGGAUAUUCAAAUGUAUUUGCUGGCCUGAAUGGUGCACUGUUCACCAUGUGCGGUUUGCUGGGUGCCUUCCUACUAGGACUGUAUGUUGACCGAACAAGGAGGUUUAUAGAGUCCACCAAGAUCUGUUUCUGUCUGAGUGCACUUGCUAGCAUCGUGUUUGCAGUGGCGUCUCGGUUCAGACACCAGGCCAUAACGCUGGCCAUAGCCAGCUCGCUGUUUGGGUUCUUCGGUUUUGCCAUCUACCCCGUUGCCAUGGAGCUGGCUGUGGAGUGCUCCUACCCUGUGGGAGAGGGCACAUCUACAGGCCUGAUUUUUGUUGCAAGCCAGGUCCAAGGUGUGAUUUUAAUGAUUCUGCUGCAAGCCCUCACCGUGCGGGUUUCUGAGGACCCAUCCUCCGCCUGUGCCCUCAACCAAGACGGAGCCCUGGACUGGACCAUCCCAACACUGCUGCUGGCUGGGCUCUGCAGUGCCAUGGCUUGCUUCUACGUCAUCUUCUUCAACACUGACUACAAGCGGCUCCAUGCUGAGGCAAACAGUGGCACUUUGGUCAGUGCAGAAGAUACGGCGGCAGCAGCUGCUCCUGAAGCCUAACCAGGCUGAAAAGGGCACACCAACGGCCGGUUAAGGAAGGAGUCAGGUCUGCGGGCAGGGGCUGUGACUGUGAGUGCUCACCUGAAAUGCUGGGAUGUCUGGGUCCUGUUAUACAACAGGCAGCCUGGAUUUCACAAGAAAAGGGCCAGAGCAGAGCUACUGGGGUGCCCUUCCUGAGCUUCCCCAACUCUUGUAUUUAUUUCUCAGGCUGGGGUGUAGGGUACAGGGUGGUUGUGCUGCCAGAAAGGUCAGAGGGGGUUGGACAACUGCAGAGGUACAACAGGUAUUUUCAGCUGUCUUGAUUCAAGCUAAAGGAAUGUUGCAGAGAAGAGGAGCAUCACAUAUUUCAGCCAUUUUUUUGUUUUCAUGUGCUUGGACCUGGGGUGAAGCUCUCAGAGGGGUGGAAGCCAUGCCUAUCACAAAGCUGUCAGAAAAUUAGCUUGCAAGUACUGUGGUUCUUGUAUAGCUUGACACUCUCCCCCCCCCCUCUAACCUGGAGCUAGUUGUGCCUCUUGCUUGGCUAAAGGGUGGUAGGAGCUAGAGCAUCUUUCUGUUGCAGGACGGAGGGCACAGGCAUGUCAUCUGUAGUAUGAGUCUGUUCCGAUGAGCCACAUUGCGCUCUCCUACAGAUGGCAAAAGGAAAGCUCUGCCUGCAGGGCCGACCAUGAAAGAGGAAAUCAGUAAGCAGCGGAUGCUAAAUGUGGCAGCCUUGCUUGCCGUUUCUAGUCCCUUGCCAAAUGUCAAGACAUCCAGGAUCAGUUUGUUUUGCCUUGUGCUCCUGUUGUCUCACCAUCUCUCCUGCUGUUCCAAUGGUUCAGAUUUUCCACGGGAGGAUGAACCUGCCACUGUAAGAUCAAAGCUGUGUACCCUCCCCAGACCAAGAUUUGUGCUCUUCUACAGGGGAACACUGAGAGGGCAGCUUACUUUCUGGAAAAUGACACAGCAGUGCCUUGGGGGGAAGGUGGCAAGAAAACAGGCAAAGGUGACCACAUAACGAGUGCAGGGAGUCUUCACAAGUUUCUGCGAAUGAUACGAGUGGUUUUGAGGAAGGCCAAGUAAGGAGCACAGGCAUCUUCCAGAUCCCGCUGCAAUUGACAGCUGUCCUUCAGUGUUUGAAGAGAUGGGCAGAUGCACAAAAGGUCCCCUUUGGAGUUCAGUUACCACAAUUGCAAGGGGUACAAGUGAGCUUUUCUGCCUUCUACAAACAGCUAUACUUGCACUGCAAUCCACUGUCCUGCUUCGUUAUUCACGUCUAGGUAUACAGCCUGAGCACUUGUACUCCUAUGGCAUUUCUGUGCUAGAAGAAAUAAGGCAGGUUGGGCUGGGUGAGGCUUUGUAUCAUGAGUUUGCAAGGAGGUCUCAGCACUUUUGUUAAUCAAGGGAAAUUGUUGCAAAUUUGAGCUCUGAAGAUGAAGUGACUACCUUUCUCCAGUCUAGCUAGAGCACUACGCAAAGCAAAGGAUGCACUUCUCCUGGGGAACACCGUGCAGGGGAGCUCUCUCACCACCUGGAGUCUCCUUUCCAUCUGCAACUAGAAAGCUCUCGCUCUGGAAGACACCGAGCUGCAUCCAGAAAGAGCUUGCUAGUUCCUACAGCUGCAGCCCUGCUGUCACCAGUAAUCACUAACUUCUAUCAAAAGGAGCAGGAAGGAAGAUGAGUUCAAACCAAAUGAACGUGGACAUGUCAGAGGAGUUGGAUUCGCUGACUUUUUCAAAACUAACUUGUCAGUUCUGCAACCCUGGACCUCAUAUACUGAACAGAUUAACACCAACUUUACCUGUCACUCCUGAGUCCCGCUGUACUGGGAAGCAAGAAGCACUUGGUGCUUGAUGAUUUUAUGUCUUUACAGACACUCCUGUCUUUUGAAUAAAGGGCAGUUUAAGGAAA
Molecule: messenger RNA, 6473 nt
Organism: Dromaius novaehollandiae (emu)
Lineage: Eukaryota; Metazoa; Chordata; Aves; Casuariiformes; Dromaiidae
Product: solute carrier family 49 member A3-like
Exons: 7
Coding region: 3624-4586 (320 amino acids)
Biological process (GO): transmembrane transport
Cellular component (GO): membrane
Molecular function (GO): transmembrane transporter activity
Source: RefSeq, a predicted model, not a curated record